This is a messenger RNA of Emys orbicularis (European pond turtle), 1548 nucleotides long. RefSeq names its product acid-sensing ion channel 2. The record is from RefSeq and is a predicted model, not a curated record. Bases 1 to 1548 code for a protein of 515 amino acids. NCBI's taxonomy places the organism in Eukaryota, Metazoa, Chordata, Testudines, Emydidae. Gene Ontology annotation, cellular component: plasma membrane. The transcript is spliced from 10 exons. Gene Ontology annotation, molecular function: ligand-gated sodium channel activity. Gene Ontology annotation, biological process: sodium ion transmembrane transport.
AUGGAUCUUAAGGACAGCACCAGCGAGGGCAGCAUGGGAAGCCUGGAGCCCUCCAGCAUCCAGAUGUUUGCCAACACUUCCUCCCUCCAUGGGAUCCGCCACAUUUUUGUCUAUGGGCCGGUGACGAUAAGGCGGUUGCUGUGGACCAUGGCCUUUGUGGGCUCGCUGGGUCUCCUCCUGGUGGAGAGCUCGGAUCGGGUGGCUUUCUAUUUCUCCUACCAGCACGUCACUAAAGUGGACGAGGUGGUGGCCAACAGCCUGGUUUUCCCUGCGGUCACCAUCUGUAACCUCAACGAAUUCCGCUUCUCCAGACUCACCACCAAUGACCUGUACCAUGCUGGGGAGCUCCUGGCUUUGCUGGACGUGAAUCUGCAGAUCCCAGAGCCCCACCUGGCUGACCCGGCGGUCCUGGCCGCUCUCCAGGAAAAGGCCAACUUUAAGCAAUACAAACCGAAAAUUUUCAACAUGCAGGAGUUCUUGGGGCGGGUGGGGCACGACCUGAAGGAUAUGCUGCUGUACUGCAAGUUCAAAGGUCAGGAGUGCAGCCAGAAGGACUUCAAAACUGUGUUUACAAAAUAUGGGAAAUGUUACAUGUUUAACUCAGGAGAAGAAGGGCGGCCCCUGCUUACCACAGUCAAAGGUGGGACGGGCAAUGGAUUGGAGAUCAUGCUGGACAUACAACAGGAUGAAUAUUUACCAAUAUGGGGAGAAACAGAGGAAACUACGUUUGAAGCUGGAGUCAAAGUUCAGAUCCACAGCCAGUCGGAGCCGCCCUUCGUCCAAGAACUUGGCUUCGGAGUGGCCCCUGGAUUUCAGACCUUUGUCGCCACACAGGAGCAACGGCUGACCUACCUGCCCCCUCCGUGGGGCGAGUGUCGCUCGUCGGAUGUGGGGUUAGACUUUUUCCCCAUAUACAGUAUCACGGCUUGCAGGAUUGACUGUGAAACCCGCUACAUUGUGGAAAACUGCAACUGCAAAAUGGUCCACAUGCCAGGGGACGCUCCGUUCUGUACUCCGGAGCAGUAUAAGGAGUGUGCAGAGCCUGCGCUGGGUUUGCUUGCUGAAAAGGACAGCAAUUACUGUACCUGCAGGAUGCCGUGUAACCUGACCAGGUACAACAAAGAGCUCUCCAUGGUGAAGAUCCCCAGCAAGACUUCGGCCAAGUACCUGGAGAAGAAGUUUAACAAGUCUGAAAAAUACAUCUCAGAGAAUAUUCUCGUGCUGGAUAUAUUUUUUGAAGCACUCAACUAUGAGACAAUUGAGCAGAAGAAAGCAUACGAAGUGGCAGCUUUACUUGGUGACAUUGGCGGUCAGAUGGGAUUGUUUAUUGGUGCUAGUAUCCUUACAGUACUAGAGCUCUUUGAUUAUAUUUACGAGCUGAUCAAGGAAAGAUUGUUAGACCUGCUUGGCAAGGAGGAGGAGGAGGGAAGCCAUGACGAAAACGUGAGCACUUGCGACCCCAUGCCAAAUCAUUCCGAAACCAUCAGCCACACUGUGAACGUGCCCCUGCAGACGACCCUGGGAACGCUGGAGGAAAUCGCCUGCUGA